AUGGCGUCGACCUCGCAGGCCUUGCUCACGGCCCAGACCACCUACAAGAAGCAGCCGGGCACGCUCGUUCUCGUCCAAGAUGCGCUCCGCUGGACCGCCCAGGGCGCAUCCACCGCCUCGCUCUCUCUCCCCACCUCGCGCAUGACCGCCCUCUUCGCGUCCAAGCCUGGCGGCGCACGCGUCAUGCUCAAGGUCCAGUUCCUCCCCGUCCCUCCCGCCCACGACGACUCGCACAACUUCACCUUUACCUCGCCCACCACCGCACUCGCCGACCGCGACCGCUUCAAGGACGACCUCUCGGCCGCCGUCGCCCGCAACCGCGAGCUCGAGGCGGCCCAGGCGCAAGCCCAGGCCCAGGCGGGAGCAGCCGGCGCCAAUGCGACGGCGAACGGCGGCGACAAGGGCAAGGGCAAGGAGCGCGCCAUCGAUUCGCCUGCGACAUCAUCCGGGCCUGGGACGCCCGGCCCUGCAGGGGCAAAAGGAGGACCGGCGGCGAGCGCGACGACGACGACGGCGGCCGCGACGACCAACCGCCUGCGCAAGCUCGUCCUCCAGGCCAACCCGAACCUGCUCGCGCUCCACCGCGAGCUCGUCCUGACGUCCAUCAUCUCCGAGGCCGAGUUCUGGGACGGCCGGGAGGACCUCCUCGAGGCCGUCGCCGCCGAGCAGGGCCUCGUCAAGGGCAAGAGCGGCGAGAUGGUCGACCCCAAGACGGUCACGGGCCAGAACGGCGAGGUGACGGUCAAGAUCACGCCGGCCCUCAUCCGCGAGAUCUUUGAAGAGUUCCCCGUCGUCCUGCGCGCCUACAACGACAACGUGCCCGAUCCUCUCGACGAGGCCGCUUUCUGGACGCGCUACUUCCAGUCCAAGCUGUUCAACCGCAACCGGACGACGAACCGGGCCGCCGUCGACGCCAUCAAGGACGACGCCAUCUUUGACCGCUACCUCGGUCAGGAGGACGACGAUGUCGAGCCUCAGAACGUGCCCGAUCACGAAAUCUAUCGCCUGCUCGACCUCGCCGCGACCGAGGAGGACCAGCACGAGAUCCCGAACCUUCCUCGCGACUUUACGAUGAAGCCCGGCGGGCAGCGAGCGAGCCUGCCGCUCAUGCGGCGCUUCAACGAGCACUCGGAGCGUCUCCUCAACCAAGCUCUGGGUUCUGCGGCAGAUCGAGAGCGAGGGUUCCUCGAUCCUGGGCAUGCCGGCGACCGGCGCUACUACAACGAGAUCGAGCUCUCGGACCUCUCGGCGCCGACGACCAACGGCGACCGCAUCGCGCUCACGCUCGCCGACCGCAGCGACGCCCUGUCGUCGGCUGGCGCAGGCGGUGCAGGGGCGGGCAAGGAGGGCGAGGGCGACGAGAUCGAGGGCUUGGAGGAGAUCUACCGCAGGAAUGAGAGGGUUAGGGAUACGAUGGAGGGGGUCCGGGACGAGUGGGAGGGGAGGCUGGCAGAGUUCGAGGUCGACGCCGCAGCUGUGCGAGACGGCAUGCGCGACAUGACCAACUCGAUCUCGCAGCAGGUCGAGCGCACGCGCAAGACGGCCGGCGGCGGGGCGAGCAGCGGCGGUGGCCUCCCUCGGCAGCACGUCACGACCGUCUCGUCCCUCAGCACGACCACGUUCGAGUACCUGCGCCACUUCUACUCGUCCUUCCUCCCGCCCCGCACCUCGACCCCUCUCUCGCCCGCCGACCACAAGGAGCGUCUCGCACGCGCCGAGCGCUUCGCGGGCUACCUCGCCAAGAGCGCCGAGCGCGUCGCGCGCGCCGUCGAGGACGCGAGGGCGCAGGACGGCGACGAGGUCGGAAGGAGGGUCGAGACCUACGCCUUCAUCGAGGUCUUCAUCGAGUACUCGGUCGUCAUCAUGGCUCCUCCUGCGCCCGCCAAGAACGCCGUCGCGCCCGUCGCGCCGGCCGCACCUGUCGCUCCCUCCAAGCACUCGGCGACUGUCGACGCCGGCUACGACGUGCGCAUCGUCGUCGACCUCGACCUCAAGCUGUAA
Messenger RNA from Rhodotorula graminis WP1, 2001 nucleotides. RefSeq lists its product as uncharacterized. The record is from RefSeq and is a predicted model, not a curated record. Gene Ontology annotation, cellular component: transcription factor TFIIH core complex; transcription factor TFIIH holo complex. Gene Ontology annotation, biological process: transcription by RNA polymerase II; nucleotide-excision repair; transcription by RNA polymerase I. The coding region runs from base 1 to 2001 and encodes 666 amino acids. NCBI's taxonomy places the organism in Eukaryota, Fungi, Basidiomycota, Microbotryomycetes, Sporidiobolales, Sporidiobolaceae. The transcript is spliced from 10 exons.